AUGGCGCCUGUAGGAACUGUUCUCAUUACCGGUGGCACUGGCUACAUCGGCUCAUUCACCUCUCUUGCCCUUCUUGAGAAUGGCUACGAGGUGGUGAUUGUCGAUAACCUCUACAACUCGUCCGAGGUGGCCCUCGACCGCAUUGAGCUCAUCAGCGGCAAGCGACCAAAGUUCUACAAGGUAGACAUCACGGACAAGCCCGCCCUCGACAAGGUCUUCGAAGAGAACCCCGAGAUCGAUAGUGUUAUCCACUUCGCGGCCCUCAAGGCAAGUCUAACCCGGUCGCGCAUGGCCGUUGGCGAGUCUGCCGAGAUCCCUCUCGAGUACUACCGCGUCAAUGUCGGCGGCAGCAUCUCCCUGCUGCGCUCCAUGACCGACCACAAUGUCACCAACAUCGUCUUCUCCUCCUCCGCUACCGUCUACGGCGACGCCACUCGCUUCCCCAACAUGAUCCCAAUCCCAGAGAACUGUCCUACCGGCCCCACCAACUCUUACGGCCGCACCAAGUCUAUGAUUGAGACCGUCAUCGAGGACCACGUCAACGCCCAGCGCAACAACCUCAAGAAGGCGGGCAAGCCCUACGAGCAGUGGAACGGCGCCAACCUGCGCUACUUCAACCCAUGUGGCGCCCACCCCUCGGGCAUUAUGGGCGAGGACCCUCAGGGUGUGCCGUACAACCUGCUCCCUCUGCUUGGCCAGGUUGCUACCGGCCAGCGCGAGAAGCUGCUGGUGUUUGGCGACGACUACUCCUCGCGUGACGGCACGGCCAUCCGCGACUACAUCCACGUGUGCGACCUGGCCAAGGGCCACCUGGUGGCGCUGAACUACCUACGGGAGCACCACCCGGGUGUGAAGGCAUGGAACCUCGGCUCAGGACGUGGCAGCACCGUGUUUGAGAUAAUCAACGCGUUCCGCGAAGUUGUGGGGAAGGACCUCAAGUACGAGGUCGUGGAGAGGAGACAAGGCGACGUGUUGGACCUGACAGCGAACCCCAGCCUGGCCAACAAGGAGCUGAACUGGAAGACGGAGCUGAGGAUGGAGGACGCAUGCUCGGAUCUGUGGCGUUGGGUCAGCAACAACCCCCAGGGUUACCGCCAGAGCCCCCCGGCGGAGCUGCUUGAGGCGCUGAAGAAAUGA
This is a messenger RNA of Diaporthe citri, 1137 nucleotides long. RefSeq lists its product as uncharacterized. The transcript is spliced from 3 exons. The record is from RefSeq and is a predicted model, not a curated record. Gene Ontology annotation, cellular component: cytosol. The coding region runs from base 1 to 1137 and encodes 378 amino acids. Gene Ontology annotation, biological process: beta-D-galactose catabolic process via UDP-galactose, Leloir pathway. Lineage: Eukaryota; Fungi; Ascomycota; Sordariomycetes; Diaporthales; Diaporthaceae. Gene Ontology annotation, molecular function: UDP-glucose 4-epimerase activity.